UGGAUAACAUGUGCCGCUGCAGAGCUAUAGUGGUGUUAUAUGUGGUGUUGGUGACGGGGGUGAUCGCAGACACAGACACUCAAGGAGGGUAUGGUCUGAGGUACAGUCAGCGUCCAAGGGAGGCUCGCGGGGAGACCACGGAGAGCCAGAGGUUCACGCCCAGUCAGGAAGUCGAGGAAGCGCAGCAAGAAAUCGCACCCCAGGUAGCCUCUACUCCAAGACAGCGUCAACACCCGAGAAUCAGCCCCCAAGUACAGGACGAUACCCAGGAGGACAGCAAUGUCGAUGCUUCUAGCUACAGAACCGUGGUGCUCCACGACACACAAGCUCACCAAAGGUAUCAGAACGUGCAGAAGAAACCUACAAAGCCUCGGCAGAAAGUUCGCCAAGUCCACCGAGAAACACAGAACUACAAGUCCUUCAAGAACCCCAAACUUGCUGAUCCACCUCCUCAAACUUCCAACGUUCUCGCUACUCCAGCACCAGAUCAGUUUGUCCACGCUGUUCAUCCAUCAAUCAUGCAGAAUCUUCUAAAGCAACAACCACAGACUUUUGAUGUACCGCAAGAGAAAGAGACGGACAACUACGAACAGCAGAUAAAUUGGAAUAACCAAGAGCAGCCUCAGAAUGUAGGAAUGAAUGGUUUUCAUUCAAACUAUGUUCCGCAAGGAAAUGCUGGCCAACAGGAUAGCCACGAUAUAGCUAAAAGACCAAUUUAUGUUCCAAACCGAGUCAGCGUACACAGCCCUUCUUCAGACACUUCGUUCAAUGUCGGAUACAGCAUCGGGUUUGGCAGCGGUUUUGCCCAGCAUCCCAAAAUGGGAAUAGUGCAACCCCCAGUGAACACCAGGCACGGAAAACAGCUUGCUUUACCAGUUUCAUAUCAAAACGUACCUGUAAAUGUGCACGUGAACGGAAAGAACACUGUUUGGAAGAACAUGGGGUCAGGUGUGGAAAUGUCCCAUGAAGUAGGCCUAGGCUCCAAAGUUGAAUACCAAAACAUUGGCAGCAGUGAUGGAAACGAUCGCCAUGUUUAUUCCACAGGAUCUGUCAUCAACCAACCAAUCUUUUUCAGAGAGGGAUUCGAUCAAAACUUCAACACCCUGUCAACUUCAGGCCGUAACAACUUUGACCAUAACCACGCUCUUCAACAAAGCAAUUCUUUCGAUUUCAGCAACGCAAUAGACCCGAUGGCAAACAAUCAGUACUCUACGGAACAAAAGACAAACCAACUUUUCUCACAUGUGCAACCAUCUUUUGCUGAAUCUUUCUCCAAACAACCAGUUCCUUCGUUUACCGAAUCGUUUGAAAAGAACGCACACUCUGCUUAUUCUGAUACAUUUCCAAAACAGACAAAGGCUUCCUAUGUAAGAGGUCAGCCCAAUCAUAAAUCACCAAAGGUGGAAUCGUCACAAUAUACUCACACGAUCUUAAAUACAAAUAAUUAUCCUAUAAAUGAAGGAAAGUACGAAAGACCGAAACACGAGAAAUCUCCGUACCAUUCAAGUUUACAAAGUGCAGUAAGAAUCCCAAAUUCAAUAAACCUACUUACAAAGCCUAAAACUGAUUUUACAAAAUCAGACCCUGGAGGGGCAAAGUCAAGUUAUUCAUUCAAAACGUUUAGCAACACAGGACAAAACGUUAAUGACGAGAAUUUCGGAAAUAAUUUUGGAUUUCAAAACACCCCCGUUCUCCAACCAAUGUACAAUCCAGGCAAAAUGCCUCCUCCUGGAAUGGUCCAAGCGUUUCUAGUUCCUGUAAACUCUCAAAACCCGGGACUGUCGUAUCCCGUAGGAAUGCCUUUACUCAGUAACGGAUACUCACCCUACUUCGGUCAUCCUGUAGGUAUGGUAAGGAUUCCAGAUUCCACGGGAGUAAACGUACCACAAAAAGAAGAAUUUGAAAGUUCUCCCUACAACGUGAAUUCAAACUCAGAACAGAGUCAUCAAAGCUAUCUAAAAUCCCCUGUAAAGCUAGUACAGACCCACUAUGGGGCGAGACACCAAAAGGAAGAAGCUACAGACCCGCAAAUUCACCUGACAAGACCAAAUUCCCAUCCUCGCAUCGGUGACGUUGACCGUUCUCCCAAGUUCAACAGAGUUUACUCUGCAGACAGCACGGAUCAUGCUCCUUUCAGAUCACAAGUUUCUUCAUCCAACACAGACUUCGAAUCCUUCUUCGAUGAUCCUUCUUUCAAGGAGCCAACUCAAUCUUAUUCAACUCUAAAAGAAUCCAACAUGAACAUGCACCAUCCUAUCACACACCAUCCAAGGCCAUACAGAACGAAAAAGCUUGUGAUUGUCAAACGUGCUUAGUCAUAGGGUUGCCUAGUUUUAACAGUUCAUUGUGAUGUUUCGAUUUGCUUAUUCCAUCUUCGAAACUAAAUAUAUGCUUUGUGCAUAAGUUCCUAAAGUAAAAGUACAUGAAUGCCCGAAUACCGAAGCCAGUACUUAGUUUUGAAACUGUCAAAGUAAGUUUUCUAUGUAUACAUAGGCUGUUGUUUAUUUACUUGAAAGACAAAUUCUUCCCAGUGAAUGAUCUAAAGGAUAUUGUAAGAAAAUUAACGAUUGGAAUCAUGAUGAACAGUAGAGUUUCACAACCUGGCUUCUAAACGAAACACAAUAAUAGCUUGUUACACAAAUAAAAUAAAAUACAUGUUACCACAUUAGGAAAUAGCGUGAGGUCUUAAUUUUUUUUUUAAAUUGCAAGUGAAAGCUGCAUUGCUAGUCUGAUCCUUUGUAAAACUCCAUAAGCAACAGGAGAAAUUUAAUCGUUGCUAGUAGAGCAAGUUACGUUAUUACAGGGUGUUCCUGAAUGUUUAAACAGCUUCCUCUUCCUUUCCCUAUAUAUUAUGUGAUUAACCAUAUCUUGAUGAAUACUAGAUCGACAAGUGUACCGUAGAAAGUGAACUUGCUUCGAGGGGUUUUCCUUUAAACCCAUUUGAGAAUUGAUUGAGACAUUUAAUGCACUUUUUGUCACCGUUGGCAAUGAAUUAUGGUUAAAAUUUAAAUAUCUCGUUAUUUAUGUAUUAAUUUUAAACAGCUUUAAGUUCCUACUGUUUGUUAUGCGUUGAGUAACAAUCUUUUCGAUUUAAUUAUUUUUACCUUGCACUUAACAAGGUAAUAUAAGGUACGAGUAUUUUCAUUGUAUCUAAUAUUUGUAAUGUUUAGAU
This is a messenger RNA of Macrosteles quadrilineatus (aster leafhopper), 3172 nucleotides long. RefSeq lists its product as uncharacterized. The transcript is spliced from 3 exons. The record is from RefSeq and is a predicted model, not a curated record. NCBI's taxonomy places the organism in Eukaryota, Metazoa, Arthropoda, Insecta, Hemiptera, Cicadellidae. The coding region runs from base 9 to 2315 and encodes 768 amino acids.